Messenger RNA from Ruditapes philippinarum (Manila clam), 2665 nucleotides. Its product is annotated as low-density lipoprotein receptor-related protein 4-like. Lineage: Eukaryota; Metazoa; Mollusca; Bivalvia; Venerida; Veneridae. Bases 113 to 2650 code for a protein of 845 amino acids. The transcript is spliced from 17 exons. The record is from RefSeq and is a predicted model, not a curated record.
UUUAAUGAUUUCUGUAGCUUUCAUUGUUUAUCAUUAAUGAAUGGUUGUCAAACGCAAGUUCUUAUGUGCAUUUUAGAAUAUUAUUGCGUGUUGCGUAUGUCUAAAUUUAUACAUGAUGAAAAUGUGGAAUAAUUUAUAUUUUCUAAUUAGUUUAUCUGUAGUUUUAUGGAAUUCUGGAACAUUUGCAGUUCGACAUGCACGUAAUCUGAUAUGGGCUCAAACCCCAUCUUUGAAGAUAGGUGUCUCUAGAAUCGUCGGCAUAGAAGGAGAUCCGACUGAGUGGGUGCCGAGCGGAAAUGUACAGGUUCGACAUAUCAGUGCUCCGCACCAUGGCUGGCAGUUUAAAUCUUUGGCAUUCCACUAUGGAGCUCAAACCCUUUACUGGUCCGAGUCAACCAAUAAGAAGAUACAGGCUCUUCGCCUGAAUGGAACAACUGAAACGGAAACCAUCUUUACCGGAACUUCCAAUAUGGCGGAAGGGAUUGCCGUAGACUGGGUCUCUAAUAAUAUUUAUUGGACUGAUUCACUGUAUAACUGGAUAGUGAUGGCACCGUUGUCAGCACAAGAAAAAGUUUACAGAUUAGUUGUGAGAAAAGACCUGACAAAUCCUCAUAGUGUUGCCGUUCAUCCGGAGAAAGGGUAUUUAUUUUGGACCGAUUCUGGUACUGUUUCAAAGAUUGAAGUCUCGGAUCUUCUCGGAGAAAAUCGUUUAACGAUAAUUGACACUGAUAUUCAACAUCCGCGUGGUAUAACAAUAGACUUUAAUGAUGACAUGUUGUACUGGGUGGACAGUAAGAAAGAUACAAUAGAAUGUGCUGGUUUCCUUGGCAACAAUAGACGGGUUGUGGCCUAUCAAUCUGCAACGAUUUUCUUCGGAAUAGCAGUAUUUCAGAAAUAUUUAUUUGUAACAGAACAGAUGCAGGGUCAUCUAAGAGUGUAUGACAAACUGACCGGGAAUAAUGAGAUCAACUACCAGCUCGGAUACAUACCCGAUGGUAUCAUUAUGUACGACGAUUCCCUACAGGCAGGCAACUCUUCUGAAUGUGAUGCCAAGGGUUGCCAACACAUCUGUGUAAAUGAUCCCCUAUAUGGACCCAAAUGCCGGUGUGGAGACGGAUAUAUACUAGACAAAAUAGAUCAAAUCUCAUGUACAGUGGGAAGAAAGUUCGUGAUGCCGAGUCAUAUUUAUGCUAUAGGCGACGCUAUAUGCUAUUAUCCCGUAAAUUUACCCGAUAUGUCGCUGUAUAACGUUUCCCUCGACUCUCAAUGCUUCCUCCAGCGAGGGCGAGGGAAUUUUGGCCUCACAUUUGAUGCACGUGAACACAUGUUGUAUUACACAGAGAACGUGACCAAAAGUAUUGGGCGAAUUAAUCUAGUGAUAGGUGAACCAGGGGCGUCCAUCAUUAAAGGCGUUGGAGAUGUUCAAGGGUUGGCUUUGGACUGGUCAUCAGGUAAUUUGUUCUGGACAGACCUUACAUAUAACCAUAUAUCCAUGGCAAAGAAAGACGGGAUGUAUCCAUCUGUUAUAAUUGAAAACCUCGACCAACCUUUCGGUAUAGCUGUACAUCCUGCCAGAGGAAAGUUAUACUGGACCGAGCAAGGUGAAACAAGUAUGAUCUUUGAAGCAUCCAUGGACGGAUCGAGCAAAAGGCCGCUGGUAAAUGAAUCUCAGGUUGGAACCCCGAACCACCUGUACCUGGACUACACGACCGACAGACUAUACUGGGCAGAUUCUGGACUGUAUUCCGUACGCUGUAUAGAUUUGACGACAGGGGAAGUUACUGUACCAUAUGAAAAGAUCAGCGAACAAGUCACUUUCUUCGGUAUAAGUUUUUAUCAAGUAAGUAUAUACGAGAACAAUAACAUACACUCAUGUUCGAACUGUAUUCAUGCUGCUCGCCUUGAUACCUUAGAAAAAGUACGAGGUAUCUUGCAUCCACAUGCUGGUAUGGCUUCCGACAUUGUAACCUUUGACAUUCAUAAUCAACCGGAAUUUAAAGGAGCAUGCGAUGACGACACAAACUUUUGCGAGCACCUGUGUAUUCCUACAUCUAAUACUACCUAUAUAUGCAAAUGCGGAGUUGGUUACACAUUGGAAGAAAACAUGAGAACAUGUACAUCAAGCGUAAAAACGGACAAUUACGUAGUUACUGUGGAUUCGUAUCAGAAACAAAUUUACCAAUUUCAAAUUGGGCACCGCGUGACUAAUCCAUUUACAAAUACCUUAUAUUGGAGCGACAAUAUGGCAAAUGUUAUCAUGAAAGCGCAAGUGGAUGGUUUCCAAGAAGAAGUAUUCAAAAGAUUGCCAAAUGAAUCAAUAUCAGAUGGCAUCGCUGUUGACUAUAUAAAUCAGUUACUCUUCUACACGUGCACGUUUGACAAGGUCAUCGUAGUUGUCUCGCUGAAAAAUAAAGAUAUUUAUAAAACAAUUGUUAAUGAGACAUUAGACCAACCAAGGGACAUAAUCGUGCACCCGGAAAGAGGGGUAAUAUACUGGACAGACUGGGGUAAGGAGCCAAAGAUAGAGAGGGCAACCAUGGACGGUGGUAACAGAAGUAUCAUUAUGUCGUUAGAACAGAACUCAUGGCCUAAUGCUCUUGCUUUAGAUGUGAAAAGUAAGUAUAUUGUAUUUCUAUUUGAAUCUCCCUAGUUAUAUUCUGUGCUU